UAAUCGGUGAAGGUGCAGGAACGACUAUUUCUUUCUCUCGUCGUCUUGGCGAGCGAAAUCCCUUUUCAAGUGGCAAGGCGCCGAACCCGGUUUUUUUUCGAUCAACAACUUUUGAUACUCCUCUUUCCUCUACAACUAUGUCCAAGGCCAAUGAACUCUUUCCAAGUAUUGGAUUCGCUGCGGAUAAAGCGGAUUUAUUACCUGAAAAAGAUCAUGAAAUCGACGAAUCAAACGCAGACGAUACAGACGAUAGGCCUACUCAAGAAAUCGAGUCACUCUGCAUGAAAUGUGGCGAGCAGGGUGUCACCAGGAUGCUACUCACAUCUAUUCCAUUCUUCCGCGAAGUUAUCGUGAUAUCAUUCAGAUGUGAACACUGCGGAGCGACGAACAAUGAAAUACAGUCUGCAAGCACUAUACGUCCUGAGGGUACCAUCUACACUGCUCGUAUAGUCUCCCGAUCCGACCUUAACAGACAAAUUGUGCGCUCUGAAAGCUGUGAGAUCGUGGUCCCAGAAUACGAACUCACACUUCCACCUUCUACUCGCGGUCAGCUCACGACAGUGGAAGGCCUGAUCCGUGAUGUCAUAGCUGAUCUGAGCAUGGACCAACCGCUGCGGCGCAUACAGGAUGAAGAUAGUUACACGAAAAUUCAAGCUCUAAUUGACAAACUGAAGGAUGUCAUUGGCGACGAGGAAGACAAAGACGUACAUGUCGGAAAGACAUCACAGAAAGACCAUAUUCCUUUGACACCUUUCACGCUCAAAUUGGACGACCCCGCUGGAAACUCGUUCAUUGAGUUUGUGAACAAUAUGGCAGACCCCAAGUGGAAUAUGAGAACGUAUCCGCGGACAUUGAAGCAGAAUGUAGCACUAGGACUGGUUGCGCCGCCUAAGGAGAACAAUGAAGGAGCCCUCCAGGCCGUGAAAGGGGGUGAUGAAGAAUUGGGUGGUGGCGAGGCUGGAACUGACGGAGAGAUCUUUGUCUUCAAUGGACCGUGUUCGAGCUGCGGGCAUCCUAUUGAUACUAUGAUGAAGAAAGUCAACAUACCUUACUUCAAAGAUGUCAUCAUAAUGUCCAUUAACUGUGAUCAUUGUGGAUACAGGGACAAUGAAGUCAAGUCCGGUUCUGCUAUCUCCGAAAAGGGCAAACGGAUAACACUUAAGGUCGAGGACCGUGAAGACCUGAGCAGGGAUAUUCUUAAGAGUGAAACCAGUGGUAUCACGAUUCCAGAAAUCGAUCUCGUACUACAACACGGCACCCUUGGGGGUCGUUUCACCACCCUCGAAGGUAUUCUCAACCAAGUUUACGAGGAGCUGUCAGAAAAGGUACUCCAAGCCGGCGACUCUCUGACUGUCGGCGAUAGGAAGUCAUUCGAAGAAUUCCUCAAGGGCCUAAAAGAGGUGAAGAAUGUUGAAAGACCUUUCACACUCAUUCUCGACGACCCUUUGGCCAACUCGUAUGUGCAGAACUUGUAUGCUCCCGACCCAGAUCCCAACAUGACUAUUGAGUUGUAUGACCGGACAUGGGAGCAGAACGAGGAGCUAGGUCUGCAUGGCAUGAAGGUAGAGAAUUACAAGGAAGAUGAAGAGAAGGAAGAGCGGUCAUGACAGUACAUUUACAUGUAGGUAGCAGUAUCACGAUUUACGGCAAGUAUUCAAUAAUCAAAGCAUAUAA
Messenger RNA from Guyanagaster necrorhizus, 1674 nucleotides. Its product is annotated as zf-ZPR1-domain-containing protein. The transcript has 6 exons. Gene Ontology annotation, molecular function: zinc ion binding. The record is from RefSeq and is a predicted model, not a curated record. Lineage: Eukaryota; Fungi; Basidiomycota; Agaricomycetes; Agaricales; Physalacriaceae. Gene Ontology annotation, cellular component: nucleus. The coding region runs from base 138 to 1607 and encodes 489 amino acids.